This is a messenger RNA of Salvia splendens (bonfire salvia), 1472 nucleotides long. Its product is annotated as 40S ribosomal protein S5. Gene Ontology annotation, cellular component: small ribosomal subunit. NCBI's taxonomy places the organism in Eukaryota, Viridiplantae, Streptophyta, Magnoliopsida, Lamiales, Lamiaceae. The record is from RefSeq and is a predicted model, not a curated record. Gene Ontology annotation, biological process: translation. The transcript has 5 exons. Gene Ontology annotation, molecular function: RNA binding; structural constituent of ribosome. Bases 146 to 781 code for a protein of 211 amino acids.
CGGGCUAAAGACCAAUGGAAAAGUGGCCCAACCCAAUAACUCCUGUUAAGAGCUUCAAUUAGGGCUUUUCUCCUUCUCUAUCUAGCUCGCUGCUCUCUGCAAUAACCCUACGCCGUCGGCAUUCCUCAAGGUGAAUCGGGAAGAAAUGGCGGAAGCUGUCGUAGCUGCUGUUGCUCCUCCGGUGAUCGAGGAAGACAAGAUUCACACCGGCGUUUUGCUCUUCAACCGUUGGACCUAUGACGAAGUCCAGAUCAGUGAUAUCUCUGUGGAAGAUUACAUCACUGCCACUGCAGCCAAGCACCCCACCUUCAUGCCUCACACAGCUGGAAGGUACCAAGCUAAGCGCUUCAGGAAGGCUCAGUGCCCCAUCAUUGAGAGACUUACCAACUCCCUCAUGAUGCAUGGCCGCAACAACGGAAAGAAGCUCAUGGCUGUUAGGAUUAUUAAGCAUGCCAUGGAGAUCAUCCAUUUGUUGACUGACCUCAACCCCAUCCAAGUCAUUGUUGAUGCAGUUAUCAACAGUGGGCCGAGGGAAGAUGCCACCCGUAUUGGGUCAGCUGGAGUGGUGAGAAGACAGGCUGUGGAUAUUUCUCCACUGCGUCGAGUCAAUCAGGCUAUUUAUCUGCUCACCACCGGUGCCCGUGAAAGUGCAUUCAGAAACGUCAAGACUAUUGCCGAAUGCCUUGCUGAUGAACUAAUCAAUGCGGCCAAAGGUUCUUCAAACAGCUACGCCAUAAAGAAGAAGGAUGAGAUUGAGAGAGUUGCUAAGGCUAACCGUUAAGAGUCGAAGCAGCAACAAAACACUUUCCUAGAUUACAUAUGCUGAACCAGAAUUUAUUUGUCUUCAAUGUUCAUUUUUGUUGAGAUAUUAGAACUUAUUUUAUGUUAUUGCAUAUCUUUCCUCAAGUAUAAUUUCGUUUUAAGCUGUUAGUAAGCAAGGAAUUUGAUGCAGUUGGUUUGAGUUAUCCUAUAUCUUUAGGGCUUGUUCUGUUUGUCAUAUAGGGGUCAUUUAAAUUAUGUAUCUUUACCUAUCAUGCAGUGUUGUUAAAAUCGCGCCCCGAGCGCGGCUGGGUCGCGGGUCGCAAGGGUCGAGACCGACAUCGCCCCGACGCGGCGGGGUCGUGCGAGAUCCGUGGAGCGACGGUGGGGCGCGGCUGGGUCGUCUGGGUCGCCGUGGAGCGCCUGGGUCGUCUGGGUCGCCUGACUCCCGGUUUAUGGAGGAUUGUUGAUGGUUGAAGAGCUUGGGCAGAAAAUUUUGAGAUGCAGACAGAACCAGAGAAGGGAACGAAAAAAUAGAGAAAGAAGAAGAGAGAAGAAGAAGAUUGCGGCGCGGUGAAGAUAAAAUUAGGUUUAAAAUUCAAUUAGUAGUAUGAUAUAUUGAUGGGCUGGGCUAAUCAUAUACUGUGUAUUUAUUUUUUGUACAAAGUCAUGAUUCAAUAAUAAUAUACGCGAUGAAAUUGCAAAUUUUGAAA